Molecule: messenger RNA, 480 nt
Organism: Cylindrotheca closterium
Lineage: Eukaryota; Bacillariophyta; Bacillariophyceae; Bacillariales; Bacillariaceae
Source: the annotation of a GenBank genome assembly
AUUGGAGAAGACAUUGUUCGCAAUGGGAGCUUGUGGGAUGAUGGAGGCGAUAGAAGGAGUUUAGCUGCUCGGUCAAGACUGUCAGCUUUUUUGCUUUUGCUUUUGCUUUCGUCUCCAUCCCACCGCCUUUUCAAAAUCCUCCGUCGAGGUCCUCCGUCAAGGUUACAAAUCCUCCGUCGAGGUCCUCCGUCGAGGUUAACAAAAUCCUCCGUCGAGGUCCUCCGUCGAGGUUACAAAAAUCCUCCGUCGAGGUCCUCCGUCGAGGUUACAAAUCCUCCGUCGAGGUCCUCCGUCGAGGUUAACAUCAAAUCCUCCGUUGAGGUCCUCCGUCGAGGUUCCAAAUCCUCCGUCGAGGUCCUCCAUCGAGGUUACAAAAUCCUCCGUCGAGGUCCUCCGUCGAGGUUACAAAUCCUCCGUCGAGGUCCUCCAUCGAGGUUACAAAAUCCUCCGUCGAGGUCCUCCGUCAACGUCACCACCUAA